GACAAUGUCCUUCUGACGUAUGUGGUUGGCGGUUGGUUAUCUUUAUGCCUUUAUCUCAUUGUGUAAUCUGCAUUUCUCUUUUUAUUUUGUGUUUCAUUUGUGUUUUGUUUUUGUUGUUGGUUUUUGUUAUUGUUGUUAGAGUGACACCGACACCUGACGAGUGACGACUUUUUAGAUUAGUGAAAAUGUUUUUCUAAGUUUUACGUUUUAACAAUUUGAAAGUUUUAAAAUUAGUCUUAAAAUAGUGUUAAAUUGUUGAUACUAAGUACUAAAUAUAGAACAUUGCAAUACAUUCCCAACCAAGCAGAAGCAGGUAAUUAAAAAAAUUCUGUGAAUCACAUAGCAUAGACAUACGCCAGCUUUGCUUUGCUAAAAAUGCUUAAGCGUAAAAUUUCAAUUGCGGAAAAUACUGAAGAGACUAAUAAGCAAAUUAAAGUGGAAAAUAAUAACGAAGGCAAUAUAGUAACAUCUCAAUAUUUUCAAAAUAUACCAAAAGUUGAAGAAACCAUAGCAGACCAAUUGCUACAAUUACAAAGGGAGUUAAACAACUCCCUAAAUGGUUUGAAUUUAAAAACUGGACCUGUGGAAUAUGUUUAUAAUCCACUGCUUUAUGCUUUUGAUCCAUAUGAAAAGUAUAUUAGAAAAUACUGCACUUCUACAAAGGAACUUUUAUUCAUAGGAAUGAACCCAGGUCCGUUUGGGAUGUGCCAAACAGGCAUACCAUUUGGAGAUCCAAUAUGUGUUAGACAAUUUUUACAAAUCGAAGGAAUUGUAAAUAAACCUGAAGUUGAAUGUCCAAGUAGGAUCAUAACAGGAUUUGGCUCUUCUCGUAGAGAAAUAAGUGGGAAGAGAUUGUGGGAAUUUUUUGAAAACCUUUGUGGUUCGCCUGAAAAGUUUUUUGAGAAUGCAUUACUCUUGAAUUUUUGCCCCAUUGCUUUAAUGAAAUCAAAUGGAAGCAAUGUGACACCUGCUGAUAUUAAAGAUAUUAAGGUCCGUAAAAGUUUAGAAGCAGCUUGCAACAAUUGGUACCUUGAAGUCAUCAAACUGAUUAAACCAAAAUUUAUAGUAGCUGUAGGAGGUUAUAUAGACAAAAAAACAAAGGAACUGUUUAAAGCAAAUAAUAUUGAUGAUAUACAAAUUCUUUGUAUGCCACACCCAAGUCCAAGGUCUGUGGGAAAUCAAAAUUGGCAUGAGAAGGCACAAAAAUUUAUAGAUGAUAAUAAUUUGAUAGGAUAUUUCCAAGCCUAGAAGAUAUUUUGUUGUAUUCAUUUUAAAACCUAAACAUUGACUAUUUGUUUAAUUUUAUUGUACACAUUUAAAAAUUUCUUGGAAGUGUUUAUCAAUAUUGAAUAUUAUAUUGUAAACAACAGAUUUUUGUAGGGUCAUUUUAAAAAUCUUCCAAGAAUUUUUUGCUUGACAAUCACAUUUUAAAUUUUUUGUUUGUUUUAUCUGAUGGUUUAUCGUUAAGUUUUAUUUUGUUAUAUAUUUUUAAGAUUAAGACAGAAAAUACUCAAAACAAUUCUUACACGUCUGUCUUUUAUAAAUGCUAAAAUGUCACAGAAUGAAAUAUUGUCUGAAAAAGAGUGUCUUUUCAUGGACAAAGCAUUCUUUUUUGCCAAGGAAGCUCUCUCGGUCCAAGAAGUUCCAGUAGGUUGUGUUUUUGUAUACAAUGACAAAAUCAUAGCUUUAGGACGUAAUACCGUUAAUGAAACUCGC
This is a messenger RNA of Diabrotica virgifera virgifera (western corn rootworm), 1716 nucleotides long. RefSeq names its product tRNA-specific adenosine deaminase 2. Gene Ontology annotation, biological process: tRNA wobble adenosine to inosine editing; base-excision repair. Gene Ontology annotation, molecular function: oxidized pyrimidine nucleobase lesion DNA N-glycosylase activity; tRNA-specific adenosine-34 deaminase activity; single-strand selective uracil DNA N-glycosylase activity. NCBI's taxonomy places the organism in Eukaryota, Metazoa, Arthropoda, Insecta, Coleoptera, Chrysomelidae. The transcript is spliced from 2 exons. The record is from RefSeq and is a predicted model, not a curated record. The coding region runs from base 376 to 1248 and encodes 290 amino acids. Gene Ontology annotation, cellular component: nucleus; cytoplasm.